Molecule: messenger RNA, 1221 nt
Organism: Mycena indigotica
Lineage: Eukaryota; Fungi; Basidiomycota; Agaricomycetes; Agaricales; Mycenaceae
Product: ATP-dependent DNA helicase
Exons: 4
Coding region: 1-1221 (406 amino acids)
Source: RefSeq, a predicted model, not a curated record
AUGUGGGUCGGCGAUGUCCCCUUCGAUCUAGCGGUGUUGACGCUGCCCGAGCGGCUACUCAUCGGCAUCUACUUCCCGGCAGCCUACGUCGUCAAGCUCUUUCCUAAGAAGCACGGUGGUGACUCUUGGGAUCAGGACGGUAUGAACAAGGGGAUGAGAGGAAACGUCUCAACAUAUCGGCUUCCUCCUGAUGCCGUUGCCGACAUGGUUGAAGGCAAUCUUAUGCCACGACCUGUUGCACUCCUGCCUUCUGUUCUCUCGGUCACCUUCGUUGGUGCUCGGAACGUCCCUUUAUUCAUUCUCCCCGAUAUUUUCGAGGUCAAUCGCGUACGAGUACAUCGCGCUCUACUAUGGCUCAAGCACAACAACAAGCUGUACUUUGACAUCGAAAUUUCUCAAGAACGCCUGGAACAACUCCCGCAGCAUGGCAUACCUGACGAGCUGACCACUACUGCGCGAUAUUCAGAAGACGAAUUGCUUCCUUUCCGUGAACACGCGGGCUACGUCCCUUCCGACGAUACUGAAGACACUGAAAUAAACGAAGCAGAAGAACGAGACUUCGAACGGCAUAAGGGCAAGUAUUUAUUGCCCACAAACCCCUUAACUAACGAAGAGAACGACGAUGCAGAACAUUAUGGUCCAGCGGUUAUUCCUCUUCAACCGCAUGGAGCUGUGGAUGUAGCUGGGGAUUCAUUGGAUGACCAGCGGUUGUUUGAAGCCGCUGCGCGAAACCUCGUACCCGAACCUCAGCGGAAAUAUGCCGUCAAGCAUGGGAGUGAGUUUGUCAACGAAUACCCUAGAAAAGAGAAAGGCAAGAGAACGGAUGGUGGUGCAUCGAAUCCCAAUCAUCUGUUGGGAGCCUUUCCGUGCUUGUUCCCUUAUGGUUUCGGCGGCCUAGAGGUCGAUCGGGAACAAGCAGUGUCGUACGAAAGUCAUAUUCGUUGGGCGCUUCAAUACGAGGACGGCCGCUUUCGCAAAGACUUCUACUUCAUGUUCCAAGCAAUGGGAGUUUUAGUCAAACGACAAAUGUGUCGUUCCGCUUGCUUGCAGCUCGACUUCAACACAUACGCCCAAAAUCAAGCUGCAUUCCAAAGAUUGACCGCCAAGGAUUUCCUCAAGGCUAGUGAAGAGGAGAAACGAAAACAGCCUAUCAGCAACGUCACGAUUAAGGCCUUUCGCAAACAGAUAACUGCUCCAUACGCGCUCAAGUGUGGGGCAUGA